AUUUGGAGUCGGCAUUGUAUCGUCAUCAAUGCAAUAAAUGAAAUGAGAAAAAGGGUAGAUAAAUAUGUCUGUUGUGUUUGUCUAGGGACUCGCAGUUGCGAUUUCUACCAAGCGAUAUCUCUGGACUCCGCAUAUCCCCCUUUUUCUCUUGGUGAUCAUCAACCCAUUUAGGGAUUUCCGUUUUCAUUUGAAGAAGAAAUGGAGGGAGUGGAUUACUUGAGUGACGAGAGGAAUAAGGCACAGUUCGAUGUGGAAGCCAUGAAAGUUGCUUGGGCUGGCUCUCGGGAAACACUUGAAGUAUCUGAUCGUAUGGCCAAGCUCGUUGCUAAUGAUCCCGCCUUUGAGAAGUUUACAAGACCUAUGCUUGGUAGGAAAGAGCUGUUCAAGAACACGCUUAAAAAAGCUGCAUAUGCAUGGAAGUUGAUUGUUAAUCUUCGUCUAUCUGAAGAAGAAGCCAAAUGUUUGCGAUUUUAUAUUGAUGAGCCUGCUUAUACUGAUCUUCACUGGGGAAUGUUCAUCCCAGCUAUAGAAGGACAAGGCACCGAGGAACAAAAACAGAAAUGGUUGCCAUUGGCUCAAAAGAUGCAAAUUAUUGGUUGUUAUGCUCAAACAGAACUUGGUCAUGGCUCCAAUGUGCAAGGUCUUGAAACAACUGCAACAUUUGAUCCCCAAACAGACGAGUUUGUCCUUCACAGUCCUACUUUAACUUCAAGCAAAUGGUGGCCUGGUGGAUUGGGGAAAGUGUCAACACAUGCUGUCAUUUAUGCUCGCCUCAUAGUAAAUGGUCAAUUCCAUGGAGUUCAUGGCUUUAUUGUCCAACUAAGGAGCUUGGAAGAUCACUCACCUCUUCCUGGAAUUACUGUUGGUGAUAUCGGACUGAAGUUUGGAAAUGGAGCAUAUAACACCAUGGACAAUGGUGUCUUAAGAUUUGAUCAUGUGCGUAUACCGAGGAACCAAAUGUUAAUGAGGGUGUUACAGGUUACAAAGGAAGGAAAAAUCAAGCAAUCUGAUGUUCCUAGACAACUCAUUUAUGGGACAAUGGUGUAUGUUAGGCAAACAAUUGUAGCAGAUGCUUCCAAAGCAUUAUCUCGUGCUGUUUGUAUUGCCACAAGAUAUAGUGCUGUUCGCAGACAGUUUGGCUCACGUAAUGGUGGGCCCGAGACACAGGUGAUUGAUUAUAAAACUCAGCAAAGUAGACUCUUCCCUUUGCUGGCUUCUGCUUAUGCCUUUAGAUUUGUGGGGGAGUGGUUGAAAUGGUUGUACAUGGAUGUGAAGCAAAGAUUAGCAGCUAAUGACUUCUCAACUUUGCCUGAGGCACAUGCAUGUACUGCAGGGUUGAAGUCCUUGACAACUACUGCUACAGCUGAUGGAAUUGAAGAAUGUAGAAAACUAUGUGGUGGGCAUGGGUACCUUGUUAGUAGUGGGCUUCCUGAACUUUUUGCUGUUUACAUUCCUGCUUGUACAUAUGAAGGGGACAAUGUUGUCCUUCUCCUACAGGUUGCAAGGUUUUUGGUGAAGACAGUCUCUGAGCUUGGGUACAAAAAGCCAGUUGGGACAACAGGUUAUAUGGGACGAGCAGCAGAUCUGCUGCAAAAUAAUUGUGCCAUUCAAACUGUUGAGGAGUGGCUAAACCCUGAUGCGGUUGUGGAAGCAUUUGAGGCUAGGGCUGCUAGAAUGGCUGUUAGCUGUGGUCAACGGUUAGCCAAGUUUGAGAAUCCAGAAGAAGGUUUUGCAGAACUAGCGGCUGAUCUAGUGGAGGCAUCAGUUGCGCACUGCCAAUUAAUUGUUGUGUCCAAGUUCAUUGAGAAAUUGCAGCAAGAGAUCCCUGGAAAAGGAGUGAAAGAGUCGUUAGAGGUGCUGUGUUAUGUGUAUGCAUUGUUCCUUGUUCACAAGCAUCAAGGUGAUUUUUUGGCCACUGGGUAUCUUACCCCUAAACAGGCCUCACUUGCUAACGAUCAGCUCAGAACUUUGUACUCUAAGGUGCGUCCAAAUGCGAUAGCAUUGGUUGAUGCAUUUAACUACACGGAUCACUACCUGGGUUCGAUUCUUGGGCGUUAUGAUGGGAACGUGUAUCCAAAACUUUAUGAGGCUGCUUGGGAGGAUCCUCUCAAUGACUCAGAUGUGGCGGAUGGAUUCCAUCAAUAUGUCCAACCAAUCCUCAAACAGAAGCUGCACUCUGCUAAGCUAUAAUAAUAGUAAUAAUAUCAUAGCAACUGCUGCAGACUAAAUUAGUUGUUAAAAGACUAUUGGGUGUGCUGCUUGCAAGAUUAAAAUUUAAAACUAUAUAUGCUGCAUCAGACUUAUGUAUGUAUGACUAUAAAAUUUUACUUGGUUUUCUUUAAAGGAAGUCAUUUCCAAA
Messenger RNA from Lactuca sativa (garden lettuce), 2359 nucleotides. RefSeq names its product acyl-CoA oxidase 1 (gene ACX1). Gene Ontology annotation, molecular function: FAD binding; fatty acid binding; acyl-CoA oxidase activity. Gene Ontology annotation, cellular component: peroxisome. Lineage: Eukaryota; Viridiplantae; Streptophyta; Magnoliopsida; Asterales; Asteraceae. The record is from RefSeq and is a predicted model, not a curated record. Gene Ontology annotation, biological process: fatty acid beta-oxidation using acyl-CoA oxidase; lipid homeostasis; long-chain fatty acid metabolic process.